Molecule: messenger RNA, 3736 nt
Organism: Aricia agestis (brown argus)
Lineage: Eukaryota; Metazoa; Arthropoda; Insecta; Lepidoptera; Lycaenidae
Exons: 9
Coding region: 71-3736 (1221 amino acids)
Biological process (GO): imaginal disc-derived wing hair organization
Cellular component (GO): cell cortex
Source: RefSeq, a predicted model, not a curated record
UCUUUACCCAAAAAGUGACAUCUGGUUGAAGUUUUGGAAGUAAGCACGGGCUAGUGUUGUUGUGCACAAAAUGAAGAUGGCGCUGCUUUUGCUGAUGUCGCUAGUGGCUGUUUCAAGUGGUUUGAAGACACACCGAGAGAUGGCGCUUAUUAACGUUACGCGUUUCGCAGCUGGAGAUUUCUUUUCUUUAGGCGGCACAGAGUGCGGCGUGACUCGCUGUGUAGAGGUGUCUCAUGGGACCGCGUUGGGCACACUCGGCGCGGGCUGCGCCUGCCAGUGCGACCACGACACACCCUCCUUCAGGGAAGACCAGAGGAACUGCGUUAAUAAGAUUGUUGAAUGUCCAAUGGCCAAAUUCGGUCGUGGAUCGGACCGGCCGCAGAUCCCGUUCGUGUACCUGCCACUCAAGGGACAGAUCAUCUACCCCUCCAAGGAAAUCAUUUUCACUGACGUGGAGGACGCGAUCUGCGCAGUGACGAGCGCCCAGUAUCUGUCGCCGUCGGGCUGGGUGACGCUCCGGGACCUGGUGGACAACGACGUGCCCUUCGGCCUCUACAGGGACGAGGGCAGCACUUACUUGCAGUGGCGUGGAUCAUCAGCUCUUCAUUCGCGACUGGAGGGGCGAUUGGUGGCUGUUCACGUGCUCUGCUCAGCGCCCAAAGCCGCCUACAUCGCCACCUCCUGCGCAGCCUUCCGUAUCGCUGGAUCUUCACGCAAUGACGUCAGAUCAAUUCCCUUUCAUGCGGGAGAGACGGUCACAACAGAACCUGCGACCAGGAGUCAGGGGCUAAGCGUAUUGGAGUCCCUGGCCAUCGGAGUAUGUGUCGUAAUGUUGGUCUUCGUGUAUGCUGCUGGCAUCAUCCUAUACGUCCACUACAAGAGACGGCAGAAACGCAACUUCAAGGAUCCAGAGUCGAAUCUAUCCAAUACCAUGUCUACGGAAAAUAAUUCGUCUUUUGAUUCUAGAAUGAAUAUUGGGAGUAUGAGAGUAAAAAACAAUCCCCUACUUAAUAUGGACGCAAGAAAUGAUUUUGACGCUGGUCUCUCUGAUGUUAGUGAACAAACGGAGGAUACUAUAGACUCUUCUAAAAUGUCACAUAAGUUUCAGAACCCAAACGCAAAUAUUGUCGCAGCAAUGGUACACACAAGAAGGAAAAGGCAAGAGAGAAUCCGCAUUUGUUCAACACCAGACCGCCUUACAGAGCGGCUACAGAGAAGAUCUUCUUCGCCUGAAAUAGAAAAGGCUCCACAUUCAGAUGUCUCGAUCCUAGAUUGCAGUUUGUACGAGAAGGCGAUAGAGAGCAUACCACCAACCCCAACUGGUGAACCCAGAAGAAAACUGUAUUUUAAUCCAGUAUUCUUUGAAAUUGAGAAUUUAAAGAAUCCACCACCAGCAGCUAUAGAAUUUUUAAUGAAGCUAAGAGAAGUUAUGAUGAUAGCAAAAGAGAAAAUGAAUUCAAAGAGAUUUGUUCCUGUUUUAUCGGAUAUACCUGAAGAGGAACUUUACCAUUCAAUUGAUCUUGGUUGGGAUCUAUCGUGUGUCAGACACGCAAGAAGGUUUAGUGUGAUAAGCCUAAAACGUGAAAACAGCCGUCGAGCGGUACAUUGUGGUGGAUGCCCUGGUUGUGACAGUAGCGCGAAAUCACCAAAACCUAAUGGUCUAGCCAGAUCUAAUUCAUGUAAAACAUGUGUGAGUGAUGAAUACAAACAAAAAAUAGUUCAAAAAUGGUUGGACGAAGUUCCAAUAUCAAACUCUAAGAAACCUGUAAAAUCGGUUGCCAAAGUAAGUGGCACACCACGUGUAACAGAAUCAAAGGACAAACAAGAAUCAAAAAUUAUCUCAAUAGAUCCAAUCACUAGAGAAGAUGAUUUGAUGGUAGCUGAAUCAAUAAUUCAAGAAUAUUGCAAUGAAACUAGAACCAAAGAGAUCAACAUUGAAGAAGAUGGCAAAAAUAUGUCCAAUGAUAAAAUAAUAAUGCAAACAAAAGAUGAUAAUAAAGUAAUGGAGCAUGACGUCUUGAAUUCAAAAGAUCGGAAACCAUUAAAUCAUGCUACGCGAGUGGUAAGAAAAAGAAUGCCGCCGCCUCCGCAAACCCCACCUCCACCGCCACCACCAAUAACCAAUAAUUUGUCAUUGAGUACUAGUACUGAAGACCUAGAAUCUGAACCAGUUUCAUUAGAAGUCAAACAAAAGAUGGAAGCGGUUAUCCAAGAACUAAACCAAUGUAAACGUACUGACGGAGAAGAGUUUUAUGUAAAUAACAAUAUCACUACGUCACUAACUACACCGAAGCUUAUAAUAUCUGUUGCUGGGUCGGAGCCACACUCAUUAAACGAUGUGUUUAAUUAUCGUCACCGAAAUACACUAUAUGAGAACCAAGAAAUGUUUGAUAGCUUGGAAAAGAGUCACAUAAAAACAAGAAGAUUUUCUUUGGGGUAUUCUCCUGAUCUUUAUAAUAGAGAUGACUGUGACAAUCAUAUUUCCAAUAUAAAAAUUUCACGGGAACGGUUUAUGCGCAGUUGGCAAGAUAUAAAAGGACUGUCGGAUAAUUUGAUAUACAACCAGCAUUAUCAUCAUCAUCACCACCACUCAUCGUAUCAACAUUUAUCUACAAAAUCAAAUGAGAAUCUCAGUUACAGUAAUGAUUACUACAGCAAUUCAAGUGAGGCUUUGUUCGUGGAAAAACCGGGAUCCUUGACUAUUAAAGUAACAGGUUCCCCUCAGUGCACUAGACAAAGUGACGUUGAAGAUUUUGAUCCUGACACACUAGACAGAAAACCAAAAAGGUGUACAACAAGUUGUGAGCAGAAGAGGUCGAUAGAAAAGAUUUUGUUGAAAUCUGGUGGUAGCUUUAAACAAAAAUUCAACAACAACCAAAACAAUAAUAACAACCAAAAUUACAACUGUAGUCCUCCGAAGGAAGCUUUCACACGUAAAAUUGGAAGUCUUAGACAAAUAUACGAAGCUAGGAAUAAGCUGCAAGAGAACAAUAAAGAGUUUCGUCUUUUCAACGAAAGAAGAGCGAGUGUUCCCAACGGAAGCCCAGAACUCGCGACUUACAUAAACAAAUUAGAUGAUUCUUACAAACUAGAUGAUCCCAAACCACCGCUACCUCCAAAACAAAAACGAAAUGGAGAAACCCCACGAAGUAGUCCAAACAACGAUCGAGUACGAACAUCAGAAGAAAGAGAUAGAUUCUCAGCGUAUUCUAGAAGCGAAACAAGUACUCGACGAUCCGGUAGACGAUCAAACCGAAACAGACCAAGAAGAACUGACAUGAAGAGGCUAUGUAGAACUGAAGACUCAGGUUACUUAAGCACAGACUCCAAUGAUUCCAAACGUCAAACGCGAUACAUGUUUCAAGUGAAGCCAAAAUUCGUACCACAGUUGGAACCAGUACCAAAACAGCUGCCUCCUUUACUUAUAGAAUCUGAUACAGAUGACUUUGAAUCUCUAUGCGAUGGUGUUAGCGAGUCGGGAGGCGAAAGCGUGGAAACAGACUCAGUUUUCUUUGGAAAUUUUGACGAUUCUAAGAAACUGUUAGAGGAAUUGAGGAUAGAGGAGUAUAGUGAUAAGGUAAAUGGUCUAGUGGCUCGGGAUAUUAUAUUAAGUGGUGAUAGUGAUUCCGAACAUAGAAGUGUUAUAUCUAUCGUGGCUGGUCGCGAUGGUCGCGCGUCUUCGGCGUCCAUAACUAACUUGGACGAUUCACCAUACGUACAAUCCGUGGAGUGCUGA